AUGGCCAGGAUGGCGUGCCCCCCCGUCCUCCCUCUCUACAAACCCCGCGAGCUCUUCUCGAUGCCGGUCUCCUAUCUCCCCUCACAGAUCGACGGCGGCGCGUCUUCCACGCCCUUGAACUUCCGCGACUCGCCGUUCAAGCUGCUCUGGGCGGAUAUCAAGCUUGUCGCGAGUUUACUGCUAUGGGUGCCGCAUAUAUUUAUGCCCAUACGCUCGACAAACAAGUACUCGGAGCUGUACAUGAGUCGCGGGAAUAUGCGCGAUCUAUUUAUUCAUUGUGUUUUGGGUGUGUUGGGAAUCAUAUUCUUGAUUGUUGCGGUACCGUUGGCUAUUGCGGCGCCCGGGGGUGCAUUUUUGCUCUUUGUGGGGUUAUAUUAUGGCAUAGUGUGGAUAUUGUGCAUAACGUUGAGAGGACCACGGGUCGUCCAUAGCAAGUUUAAUUUGGACGGCUAUGCAGUCAAGCCCGAAGAGAACUGGGUCUUUAUAAAUGGUGUGGCUGCAGGCGAACACUGGUUGCAAGAAAACAUCGACAUGCUCAGCUCAAUAUUCAAACGGCCCGUGGUUGGCGUGCAUAACCAGACGUACGGCACAGUGUUCGACCUUAUGGAAUGUCUCGUCCAGCGGUGUUUUUCAUACUCCACCGAAGACACCCGUAUUAUCUACCGGCAUCUCAAAGGCGUGCUGAUGAACCGUGAGAUCACCAAAGUCGUAGUGGUAGCGCACUCGCAGGGGGGCAUCAUUCUCUCCACGGCACUGGACAGCUUGUUUGCCGAUGUUCCGAGCGACGCAUUUGACAAGUUGGAGAUCUAUACUUUUGGCUGUGCCGCUAAUCACUUCAACAAUCCCGUCCGCUACGUUCUCGACUCUAGCGCUACUUCCUCUGAAUACUCCACUAGCGUCAGUUCCUUCGCCACAGACUCGCAAACUACCUCCCCUGGCCCCCCCAGAGAGGAGAGAUUAAUCCGCCACAUUGAGCACUACGCCAAUGAACACGACUUUGUUGCCCUCUUUGGCGUGCUCCACUUCACGCGCGACAAGCUGUCAAACAGGUUUGUGGGGAAGGUGUUUGAGAACAAAGGGCAUGGCGGCCAUCUCAUGAACCAGCACUACCUCGACCGCAUGUUUGUAGACGAGGCGAGCGGGUUCUUGGAUCAGGUGGUGGAGAUCGACGAGAAUACUGCUAUACAGCGUGAGGAGGAGGCCGAUCUGGAAGGUGCUUUGAAUAGGACUGAGGUGGAGGCGAGAGCGACGCAUGGAGAGAGUAUGGCACACGGCACAGCGGAAGCUGCGGGGGUUAAAAUAGAUGCCUCAAGGUCUAUGGGGACCUUGGGGACUGGACAGACGAGGGGCACGAUGGAUGCUAGAAGGAGCGUGGAGAGACAAAGAGGGAAGACGGUGAGGGACUUGAGUAGGUUGUGGAGAUAUAAGGAUGGCAACUCACCACAGGAUUGA
Molecule: messenger RNA, 1452 nt
Organism: Morchella sextelata
Lineage: Eukaryota; Fungi; Ascomycota; Pezizomycetes; Pezizales; Morchellaceae
Exons: 3
Coding region: 1-1452 (483 amino acids)
Source: RefSeq, a predicted model, not a curated record